CUUUGAGAUGUUUCCAUUAGUUGGAAAAACGAUCAUCUUUGAUAACUUUCCUGAUCCUUCUGAUACAUGGGAUAUCAUUGAGACAAUUGGCAAAGGAACUUACGGGAAAGUUUUCAAAGUUCUGAAUAAGAAAAAUGGCCAAAAAGCAGCUGUCAAAAUUCUGGAUCCAAUUCAUGAUAUUGAUGAAGAGAUUGAAGCUGAGUAUAGCAUCUUAAAAACACUUUCUGACCAUCCCAAUGUGGUCAAAUUCUAUGGGAUUUACUUUAAGAAGGACAAAAUAAGUGGAGACAAGCUAUGGCUGGUUCUGGAGCUUUGCAAUGGAGGAUCUGUGACUGAUCUUGUGAAAGGGUUUCUGAAGAGGGGUGAAAGAAUGAGCGAGCCUAUAAUUGCCUAUAUCUUACACGAGGCACUCAUGGGACUUCAGCACUUGCAUAACAACAAAACCAUCCACCGUGAUGUGAAGGGAAAUAACAUCCUGUUGACUACUGAAGGUGGAGUGAAGCUAGUAGACUUCGGUGUGUCUGCGCAGCUCAGCAGCACUCGGCACCGCCUGAACACGUCCGUAGGAACGCCAUUCUGGAUGGCUCCUGAGGUGAUUGCAUGUGAACAGCAAUUAGAUACCACUUAUGAUGCUAGAUGUGACACAUGGUCCCUGGGUAUCACCGCCAUUGAGCUGGGUGAUGGAGACCCUCCUCUAGCCGAGCUGCAUCCCAUGAGAGCACUCUUCAAAAUACCAAGGAAUCCGUCCCCCAAACUAAGGCAGCCUGAGCUAUGGUCAGCAGAGUUCAAUGACUUCAUUAGCAAAUGUUUGACCAAAGACUAUGAAAAGCGUCCAACGGUGUCAGAUCUGUUACAACAUAAAUUCAUUACUCAGAUCGAGGGCAAAGAUGUGAUGCUACAGAAACAGCUAAUGGAAUUCAUUGACAUUCAUCAGUGCAUGGGAAGCACGGAAAAGGCCAGGCAUGAACGUAUUCAUACCAAGAAAGGUAACUUGAACAGAUCCGUAAUUUCUGGUCUGAAGGAUGUAGAUGAUUUAGCAACCCUAGAUGUUUUGGAUGAGAGCACAGUGUCUGAGCACCUUGAGAAGUGCUAUUCCAGAGACCAGAUCUACAUCUAUGUGGGAGACAUGCUCAUUGCUCUCAACCCUUUCCAGAGCCUGGGUCUUUAUUCCACAAAGCUUUCUAAGUUGUAUAUUGGAGCAAAGAGAACGGCCAACCCCCCUCACAUUUUUGCAAUGGCUGACUUAGGAUACCAAUCUAUGAUCACUUAUAACUCAGACCAGUGCAUCGUUAUUUCUGGAGAAAGUGGUGCUGGGAAGACAGAGAGUGCUCAUCUUUUAGUUCAGCAGCUCACGGUACUUGGGAAGGCUAAUAACAGAACACUACAAGAGAAGAUUUUACAAGUGAACAACUUGGUCGAAGCCUUUGGCAAUGCCUGCACUAACAUAAAUGACAACUCCAGCCGAUUUGGAAAAUACUUAGAAAUGAAAUUUACCUCUUCUGGAGUUGUGGUGGGAGCACAGAUUUCUGAAUACCUUCUAGAAAAAUCCCGUGUCAUUCACCAAGCCAUUGGAGAAAAAAAUUUUCAUAUUUUUUACUACAUUUAUGCUGGUUUGGCUGAAAAGAAGAAACUGGCCCUUUAUAAACUGCCUGAAAAUAAGCCUCCAAGGUACCUCCAAAAUGACCACCUGCGAACAGUGCAGGACAUGAUGAACAACAGUUUCUACAAAUCCCAGUGUGAACGAAUUGAGCAGUGCUUCAAAGUCAUAGGUUUUACAAUGGAGCAACUUGGAAGUGUAUACAGCGUACUCGCCGCAAUCUUGAAUGUUGGAAACAUUGAAUUCUCUUCUGUGGCAACUGAAUUCCAGAUGGACAAGAGCUACGUCUACAAUCACACAGCUCUGGAGAACUCGGCUUCUUUGCUUUGCAUUCAGGCGGAUGAGCUGCAGGAGGCUCUCACCUCCCACUGUGUGGUCACUAGAGGAGAAACAAUUAUAAGACCCAACACUGUAGAAAAAGCUACUGACAUCAGAGAUGCCAUGGCUAAAACUUUAUAUGGCCGUCUCUUCAGUUGGAUAGUCAAUUGCAUUAACAAUUUGCUAAAGCAUGACACAUCGCCAAGCGGGGAUGAAGAGCUGAGCAUUGGCAUUCUUGAUAUAUUUGGCUUUGAAAAUUUCAAAAAAAAUUCCUUCGAGCAGCUGUGCAUUAACAUUGCAAAUGAACAGAUCCAAUAUUAUUUUAACCAACAUGUGUUUGCAUGGGAACAGAAUGAAUACCUAAAUGAAGAUGUGGAUGCUAGAGUUAUCGAGUAUGAAGACAACCGGCCGCUCUUAGAUCUGUUUCUGCAGAAACCAAUGGGAUUAUUGUCUCUGCUGGAUGAAGAAAGUAGAUUUCCCAAGGCCACUGACCAGACUCUGAUAGAAAAAUUUGAAGUUAACCUGAAAUCGCAGUACUUCUGGAGGCCCAAAAGAUUGGAGCUUAGUUUUGGAAUUCACCAUUAUGCAGGAAAAGUCCUUUACAGUGCAAGUGGCUUCUUGGCUAAAAACAGAGACACUCUUCCAACUGAUAUUGUGCUGCUUUUGAGGUCAUCAGAAAACAGUGUAAUACGGCAACUUGUCAAUCACCCUCUGACCAAAACAGGCAACCUGCCACUGUCUAAAACAAAAAAUAUAAUAAACUACCAAAUGAGGAGUUCAGAAAAAUCAGCCAACCUGAUGAAGGGUGAAAUUGGAGAUGCUACACGUCCUGCCUGUGAAACCACCAACAUGAAAACACAAACAGUUGCAUCAUAUUUCAGAUAUUCCCUGAUGGAUUUGUUAUCUAAAAUGGUGGCAGGCCAGCCUCAUUUUGUCCGUUGCAUCAAGCCAAAUAAUGAGCGCCAGGCAAGAAAAUAUGACAAAGAAAAAGUUCUGUUACAGCUUCGCUGCACAGGAAUUUUGGAAACAGCAAGAAUUCGAAGGCUGGGAUUCUCACAUCGGAUACUGUUUGCUAACUUUAUAAAGCGGUAUUAUGUCCUCUGCUACAACUGGAGCGAAGAGCCCCCAGUGAGCCCAGACACCUGCGCUACCAUUUUGGAAAAAGCUGGUCUUGAUAACUGGGCUCUUGGAAAAACAAAAGUGUUCCUUAAAUACUAUCACGUGGAACAGUUGAAUCUAAUGCGAAAGGAAGCCAUUGACAAGCUUGUUUUGAUUCAAGCCUGUGUUAGAGCAUUCUUGGGUUCAAGAAGAUACCAAAAAUUACAGCAAAAAAGGAAAGAAAGUGCUAUAAUAAUUCAAUCAGCUGCAAGAAGACAUCUAGUCAGAAAAACAGGAAAAGAAACUGCCAAUCUGAAAAACACAGCAGUGGCAACCAUUCAGACCCAAGACCAGGAAACUGACUACAAGAAAAAUUUUGACACUAAAAGGGAGUCUUUUGUGAAGAAACAGACAGAAAAUGCAGUGUUUGCUAAUGAAUCCAACAUUUCAUCUCCAAACAAUAAAGGGAGCCCAUCCAUAGGGAAGACUUCCACAGCUUUGAAUAAAGCCACUAAUGGUGUUGAGAGCAACAACAGGUGUCAAACUCAGAAGAAAGUGAGUAAUGUGUACAGAGAAGAGCCUCAUCAAGAACUGUUCAUUGUAGGAGACCCUUGGGAAGAAGUGAGCUCCAUGCAGAAGUAUACACAGGACCUGGAAGAAAGCAGGAAGACAGGGAAACAUGAGAAAGGGGACCCUGUGAUCCAGAGCUACUAUCAGUGGUACACAGAACAAAGGAACUGUGAAGAAUCAAAAGCAACAUGUCUAGAAGGGAAGGAAAUAUGGGAAAUGCCCAGCUGCCCAGGACUGUGGAUAGCUGAGAAGGAGCUUUACUGGAGGAAAACUUUGGAACCUUGUCUUAGCCAUAGGCCAGUUUAUCAAAAUACAACUAGCAAAGAAAAAGAAAAGAAGUCCUCUGUGGUUACCCAGAAUACAGAGAUGUGCAAUCAGGAGAGAGGUCAUCACCUGCCCGGGGUGGCAGAGGAGAAGCACACUGGGUCAGGGAUUCAGGCCCAGGAAGAGGAGAAGGCUGCUGUGUUCACUCAGAGAAAAUACCAAGGUUUCAAUCAAAGACAGCAAUUGAGGAAGGACAGACUACUGCCUUCCUUUAAGAAUCAAAAGAUUAUUGUGUCGCCAACAGAAGUAGCAAGAAACACUCACCAUGUCUAUUCCUGUCCCACAAAACAUAAGGAAACCCAACACAUCAAGAUGGAUGACAGAGACUCAAAAGCAACUUCAGAAAAAGAAGCAUGUGAUUUGGCAAUUUUUUCAAAACAGAUAUCCAAGUUAUCUGAAGAAUAUUUCAUUCUACAGAAAAAAUUGAAUGAAAUGAUUUUGUCCCAGCAACUGAAGCCACUUUAUCUCGGAGUCUGUCCUUAUAAGCCAAUUAACAGGCGGGUUUCUUCUCAGCAACACCUCUCAGGUGUCUCUAAAGGAGAAGAGCCAAAAAUAGUGAGACCUCCAAGACGACCCCGGAAACCCAAAACACUAAAUGACCCUGAAGACUCAACGUAUUAUUAUUUACUCCAUAAGUCAAUCCAAGAAGAAAAGCAGAAACCAAGGAAAGACAGUCAAGGAAAAUUAUUAGAUUUAGAAGAUUUCUAUUAUAAGGAAUUUUUACCCACUCCUUCUGGGCCAAAGGACCAUAACUCUAAUUUAAGAGAACGAAGACCAGAGCAGGGACUCCAGGAUCAGCACAUCAAGGCUAAUGAAAGGUGCUGGACCAGAGCGGAGAGCCCGGAGGAGGAGGAAAGCCGGCGGGCAACCAACCCCUAUGACUACCGGAGGCUCCUGCGCAAAACCUCCCAGCGCCGGCGCCUUGUGCAGCAAUCAUAGUUCACCUUCAGAG
This is a messenger RNA of Nannospalax galili (Upper Galilee mountains blind mole rat), 4859 nucleotides long. It is a transcript of the gene Myo3a, whose product is annotated as myosin IIIA. Gene Ontology annotation, molecular function: cytoskeletal motor activity; ATP binding; protein kinase activity. The coding region runs from base 8 to 4846 and encodes 1612 amino acids. NCBI's taxonomy places the organism in Eukaryota, Metazoa, Chordata, Mammalia, Rodentia, Spalacidae. Gene Ontology annotation, cellular component: myosin complex. The transcript has 33 exons. Gene Ontology annotation, biological process: protein phosphorylation. The record is from RefSeq and is a predicted model, not a curated record.